Symphalangus syndactylus (siamang) is the source of this 5607-nucleotide messenger RNA. It is a transcript of the gene ZNF286A, whose product is annotated as zinc finger protein 286A. Gene Ontology annotation, molecular function: RNA polymerase II cis-regulatory region sequence-specific DNA binding; DNA-binding transcription factor activity, RNA polymerase II-specific. The record is from RefSeq and is a predicted model, not a curated record. Gene Ontology annotation, cellular component: nucleus. Lineage: Eukaryota; Metazoa; Chordata; Mammalia; Primates; Hylobatidae. Gene Ontology annotation, biological process: regulation of transcription by RNA polymerase II.
CUCCGAGCUGGCCAAAGAAGUUCGUACCCUUUGUGAGGCCCGGGAUGGGAGGCUCCAGCGCCGUAGGACUGAGGCAGACUCCACGGUGAGAAAGAGACCCGAUCUAACCCAGGCCUUUCAUCAGAGCCCAGGAGGAAAGGCAGGAAGUGGGACCACGAGGCCCGGGAGGCUUCUGAUUCGUCUGGCCAGGGAGAUCUGAAUUGGGGUGAAGAGCAGAAUCUCCAGAACAAGGAGGAGGUGGUGAUCAUGGAGACAGAUUUGGCUGAAAUGCCUGAGAAAAGAGCUCUGUCUUCCCAGGAUUCUCCCCAUUUCCAAGAGAAGAUCACAGAAGAGGGAGAAGUGGCUGCUCUGCACCUCACGGCCAGAUCCCAGGAAACGGUGACAUUCAAGGAUGUGGCCAUGGACUUUACACCAGAGGAGUGGGGGAAGCUGGAUCCUGCACAAAGGGAUGUGAUGCUGGAGAACUAUAGGAACCUGGUCUCACUUUGGCUUCCAGUUUCCAAACCUGAGAACCACAACUUGGAGCAUGGAAAAGAACCAUUGAAGCUUGAGAGAAAAGCCCCCAAAAGCAGCUAUUCAGACGUGGAGACUAGACCACAGAGCAAGGAUUCAACUUCAGUGCAAGAUUUUUCCAAAGCAGAAUCAUGCAAAGUUGCAAUAACAGACAGACUGACACGGAAUAGUGUCUAUGACUCCAACUUGGAAGCAGCCCUUGAAUGUGAAAAUUGGUUAGAGAAUCAGCAAGGAAAUCAGGAGAGACAUUUGAGAGAAAUGUUCACUCACAUGAAUCCACUCUCUGAGGAAACAGGCCAUGAGCAUGAUGUAUACUGGAAAAGCUUCAAUCAGAAAUCUGUCCUUAUCACCGAAGACAGAGUUCCUAAAGGAUCUUAUGCCUUCCAUACACUUGAAAAAAGCUUGAAACAAAAAUCAAACUUAAUGAAAAAGCAGAGAACUUAUAAAGAGAAAAAACCUCAUAAAUGUAAUGAUUGUGGUGAACUCUUCACCUACCAUUCAGUGCUUAUUCGACACCAGAGAGUCCAUACUGGAGAGAAACCCUAUACCUGCAAUGAAUGUGGGAAAUCUUUUAGCCAUAGAGCUAAUUUAACUAAACACCAGAGAACUCAUACUAGAAUUCUCUUUGAAUGCAGUGAAUGCAAGAAAACCUUCACAGAAAGCUCAUCCCUUGCAACACAUCAGAGAAUUCACGUUGGAGAGAGACCUUAUGAAUGCAAUGAAUGUGGGAAAGGUUUUAAUCGAAGUACACAUCUUGUGCAGCAUCAGUUGAUUCAUACUGGAGUGAAGCCUUAUGAAUGUAAUGAAUGUGAUAAAGCUUUUAUUCAUUCAUCAGCACUCAUUAAACAUCAAAGAACUCAUACUGGAGAGAAACCUUAUAAAUGUCAAGAAUGUGGGAAAGCCUUUAGCCAUUGCUCAUCCCUAACUAAGCAUCAGAGAGUUCAUACUGGAGAAAAGCCAUAUGAAUGCAGUGAAUGUGGAAAAACUUUUAGUCAGAGCACACAUCUUGUUCAACAUCAGAGAAUUCAUACUGGAGAGAAACCCUAUGAGUGUAAUGAAUGUGGGAAAACCUUCAGCCGGAGCUCCAAUUUUGCUAAACAUCAAAGAAUUCAUAUUGGAAAGAAACCGUACAAAUGUAGCGAGUGUGGAAAAGCCUUCAUUCAUUCAUCAGCUCUUAUUCAACAUCAGAGAACUCAUACCGGAGAGAAACCCUUUAGAUGUAAUGAGUGUGGGAAAAGCUUUAAGUGCAGUUCAUCUCUCAUCAGACAUCAAAGAAUUCACACUGAAGAGCAACCCUGAAAAAUUACUGAAUGUGAAGAAAUGUAAGUUGGUUUUGUCACUAUAUUAAAUACUUGAGUGUUUAGGUGGAAGGCUCAUCCAUAAUAUGCAUGUGAGGACCAAUUCUGUAUGCAUCUAAUUUCAUUUGUGUAAUACAUAGUUUUGAGCCAUAGGCAGGUUCCUUAUGUCCGUUAAUUUGAUAAUUACGAAAUCUAGCCAGCGAUUUCAAAAUUUUAAUCUCCAACCUCCCAAACAGCUAUUUGUGGAAAUUCAAGAAGUCCCUGAGAGUGGGUAGCAGUACAAACAUUGUGAAAUCCAGUUUUCCCCUUUCUUGGUUAUGUCAGAGCUUUGUUGUAAGCCUCUCGCUUUGCAAGGAAAUUCUUAUCAGGUAGGUUAGGCUGAGGGCUUACAUCCUUAUCAUCAGGAGGACACAAUGUUGUUAUUUAUUACUCUUUGAGUCCCAAGUAGAGAUCUAGAUACACAUAUGGUGUAAUUCCUGUAGAGUCUCAUUUCUUUUAUAUUAGCCAUAAAAACUAAAAAGGCUGAGUUGAAAGUCCUUAGAAUUCCCUUCCUCCCUCAACAAGCUGCUGUCUAAUUUGAUGACCAUAACUAGGAUGUAUAAUAUUUACAGACAAUUCUAAGUUAUGUUCACAUGGAUUAUGUUCAUCAUUGAUUUUGUUUUUUGUUUUUUGAGAUGGAGUCUUGCUCUGUUGCCCUGGCUGGAGUGCAGUGGCGUGAUCUUGGCUCACUGCAACCUCUGCCUCCUGGGUUCAUGCCAUUCUCCUGCCUCAGCCUCCUGGGUAGCUGGGACUACAGGCGCCCGCCACUAUGCCUGGCUAAUUUUGUUUGUAUUUUUAGUAGAGAUGGGGUUUCAUCAUGUUAGCCAGGAUGGUCUUGAUCUCCUGACCAAGUGAUCUGCCUGCCUCGGCCUCCCAAAGUGCUGGGAUUACAGGCAUGAGCCACUGUGUCUGGUGUCAUUAUUGAUUUAUAUCAUUGUUGUUCCUCUACUGCGGAGACCUUCUUUCAUUUUCCAUUUCCCUGGGAGUUUAUGUGAAGUAGUGAAUGGGUCAAAAUCUUAACAGUGGUUUUUGAUCAAGUCCCUCCUUUCUUAUCUUUGGCACUGAAUGAAUCCUUGGUUUUCUAUAAUCAAAGAGUCAGGGAGACUUCCUUUGUCUACAUUAUUCAGCUUUCUGUAAGCUAUGCUGUGUCCGUUUGAGAAAAAGCCCCAGGGAUAUUGAGGGUCUGAGAAGUUGAGUGGUUCAGUGUGUUAUUAUAUUUAGGGUCCCAGUAAAGAAGAACUGAAACAACUGUGAGACACCAAGGCAUACUUCCCUGUAUGAGUGGAAAACAGGUAUGGAAAAUAACUCACAGGAUAGUCCUCAACUGACUUCCUUGAGGAUAAGCAUCUUCCCCUCAUGAAGAAGUUGCCAUUUCUCUGCCUUCAUAUUUACCUACUUUUUGUUGUCAUCUCUAUUAGUUCAAUCUCACACUGCUAUAAAGAAAUGCUUGAGACUGAGUAACUUAUAAAGAAAAAAGGUUUAAUUGGCUCAUGGUUCUAUGGGCUGUACAGGAAGUAUGACUGGGGAGGUCUCAGGGAGCUUUUACUCAUGGCAAAAGGCAAAGCCAGAGCAGGUAUCUUCACAGGGCUGGAGCAGGAGGAAGAGAGAGAGGGGAGGUGCUACGCACUUUUUAUACAACCAAAUCUCAUGAGAACUCUAUCACGAGACAGCACUAGGGGAAUGGUGCUAAAUCAUUCAUGAGAAACUACCCACAUGGUCCAGUCACCUUGCACCAGGCCCCACAUCCAACAUUGGGGAUUACAAUUCAACAUGAGAUUUGGGUGGGGAUACAGAUCUAAACCAUAUCAUUUCUCAAAAAAAAAAAAAAAAAAAAGAAAAGAAAAGGCACAGGAAAAGGAACUCACCUCUUUUAUCAUCUUAGUCUUUAGUACUAAUGGUUUAGAGCAGGAAUUGACAAACUGUGGCCUGGACUCAUGGACCAACUCUGGCCCACCACCUGCUUCUCAGAGGAAAAUUUUGUUGGAACUCAGCCACAUUUACUCAUUUACAUGUUGUCCUUGACUGCUUUUGUGUCCAGUGUCAGAACUGAGUAGCUGCAGCAGAGGUUGUGCCUUUGGGCUUUAAUAUCACAAACAGAGCAGCUCAUAAACAACAGAAACUUCUCACAGUUUUGGAGGCUGGGAAGUCCAAGAUCAAGGUGUCAACAGAUUUAGGGAAGGUCUAAAUCUUGGUUAAUAGAAAGCAUCUUUCACUGUGUCUUCACAUGGUAGAAGGGGAGAGCUCUGGUAUCUUUAGCCCCUUAUAAGGGCACUAAUCCCAUUCAUGAGAGCUCAUGACCUAAUCACCUCCAAAAGGCCCCAUUUCAAAAUACCAUCAGUUAAGUUUCUUUUUUUUUUUUUUUUUUUCUUGAGACGGAGUCUCACUCUGUCGCCCAGGCUGGAGUGCAGUGGUGCAAUCUCGGCUCACUGCAAGCUCCACCUCCCGGGUUCACGCCAUUCUCCUGCCUCAGCCUCUCCGAGUAGCUGGGACUACAGGCGCCCGCCACCACGCCCGGCUAAUUUUUUGUAUUUUUUUUAGUAGCGACGGGGUUUCACCAUGGUCUCGAUCUCCUGACCUUGUGAUCCGCCCGCCUCGGCCUCCCAAAGUGCUGGGAUUACAAGCAUGAGCCACCGCGCCCGGCCUUAAGUUUCAUUAUAUGACUUUGGUGGGGAUGUAGCCCAUAGUAGAUUGUAUGUCCCCGAAAGCCUAAAAUAUUUACUAUUUGGCUAUUUACAGAAAAUAUUUGCUUGGCCCCUGUUCCAGAGCAUUCAUCAGGAAGUGGGAUAAAGGGUUUAAACCAGUCAGAGAAACUAGGUGGAAUGGAAAAGUUGAACUUACUGAGAGAUAAUUGGGGUCAGAAAAAUAAAAGAGAUGGAAAAUGAUGCAUCAAAAUACUCCUGCCUCUAGGAUGUUACUAUGUAUUGUCAGGAGAAUUCAAGUUAUUGAAACCUGCCAAAUUCUUGAGUGAAAAGAAAUUCAUUUGAGGACCAAAAUUUGACUAAGGAAAGAAGACCAACAUGGGCUUUCCAAAGUUGAGUUUGAAUUCUGCCACCCCAACUAAGCAGUCAUGUGACCUUGAAAAACUCCCUGCUCUGAGUCUCAGUUUCUUUAUCUGUAUUAGGUUUCAACAAAGGGAAUAAAUCAUUGGCUUCUCAUGAGGUUGUCAUAAGGAUUAAACAAGACAAUGCAUAUAAAAGAACUGGCAGACAAUAAAUACAGAGUCCCCCACUCCUGCUUGGUGCUCUCUUUCUCUCCUUCUCUACAUAGAGAAGUGCCAGAGCAUCCAUCAGUAGAAGUUACUUAAGGGUGGCUGUGUCUUCCACAUCUUUUGUUUACCCAUGAAGAACUGUGACCAUCCUGUUCUCUGGCUUAUCAUAAAGAUGGGACUUGACUUCUUUCUGCUCUUGCUUCCAUCUGGUGCUGUUUUCUGCACAGCCUCCUUGAGACCUUCCAGAACCUUCUUUUUUCCUAGUUCGUAUCACUUAACCAGUAGCUAUCUGGGAUGUUUCCAGAGGCUGAAGUUUGCAGUUGAAUAGCAUUUUAAAUAGUGCUAAGGGACUUGGUAUCUCUGGCCCUUUGCGUUUCAGUAUUUGUCCUUUUUAUGCCUGAUGUUUAACCUGCCACAUGUUUGUACUGCAACAUGAAUCUUGGAAAUUUUAAUGUUAUGCAUUUCAAAUGUUUUUGGUUAUCUGUAAACUAAAUGUGCCCUUAUUGGCUCACUUGUCAAUAAAGAUGUUUGUAUAUGUAUUGUCAGAAA